UCUUCGCUUACGAUAUUGUAGUUAAGAGUAUCACAAUUUUUUCCGCCACUUUUGCAUUUUUUUUUCUUUCACUUGUCCAUGAUUGUCGUCUUUUAACAGUCUCGAUUUCUCUGUUGAAACAAAAAAAAAAGAUUGUGCGUUCAGGUUGGGAAUCAUCAGCAGAUCAGAAUAUGGAUUUAGAAAGGGAGAUUGAAAAGCUCAGAAAAUAUCUGCAACGCGUAACAACAUCUGCACCACCACACCAUGCCCCAUCAGGAACACUUCCCCAAAAUCAUUCGGGCGUACUCCCUGGCCCCCCUGCAGCUGCUACGUGGAGAGGAGAUGCCAAAAUGGGCUUCAUUACCUGGGUUCUUUGAAUUUACGAGGAAUAAAGAUGAUUUCGGUGAUAACGAUUGAGCAACAAGACGGCAAUCGAGCUUUUACCUCUAGAUGGCAGCCAACUGGUAGAAAUUAGGAAAGCAGUCUUGCUCGGACUGCAAUCUGGAAUACCGAGGCAAGGAAUUGGAGAAUUGUUUGUUUUGGCCUUCAACCUCAGAUGUUCCUGAAAAAUGUCUAUUUAAAACUCCGUCAGACAUUAAAUAUUCGGAUAUGGACAACGAGAAAUUGGCUGCAACAGCAAGAUUGACAAUUUCUGGAACAGAACAAGAACAAGCAAUAGCGUAUUGCUUCUUAGCUACGUCGGUCUUGAGGGUGCUCACCAAAUCAUCUGAAAACUUUUGCAAGGCGUGGGGACACAUACAGGAGGGUCAUCGAACGUACUAUGCAAGCCAAUGCCCGAUAUCUGGAAUUGCACCGAGCUCUGUGGUAAUGGAAGCAAUUCACAAACAGGGAAUUAGGUCCAAGGCAUACCAGCCACAUAUAGAUAAUCUUCAGAAGCUGAUUAUGUAUAUUACAGAUCCAUCAGAUGCACAUAGAAGGCAGCAAUGGAGAUAUGGUAGAAUAUUUGACCAGAACUUUGUCUAUUUUACAAACCAGAUCCUGUCCAAAGCUUGUUGCUAUAUUGGCAUCAGCUUUACAACAAGUAAGGCCUGAAGGAGCAGAAUAAACAUAACUGAGAUAAAACAGCUUGAAGACAUUAGUGAGUCUGAUAAGGAGGAAUGCAAGAUUGCAGCAACAGUUCUCGCCAGGAUGAUUAGAAGUUCAGGACUGAAAUACAUUUCCUAUCUUUGAUGUAGUCAGUAAGCUAAUGUUUGGUAAGCUGAAAAUUUUCAACGACAAAUUAAGUAAUAUUAAGUAUUGAAUUUUUAGUUUUACUGAAUUAUUACUGUCGUACUGUUGUUCCUUUGAUAUUCUACUGAAACCUGAAUAUAUGUAUUGAUUUUGUUAUCAAACGCACAAAAACAAUCAUUCGAGAACUUACGGAGUAGAAUAAGUAUGUGUAAGCCACGCACCUCCUUGAAACCAUCAAGCCAUGAACUCCCAUUAGCUCACGUAACAUCACGGGACGAUUGGCUACUGGAAGCACUUACUAGGAGGUGCAGACGGAAAGAACUUAGUACUUGUAGCAUACUAUCAUGAAACUAAAGCUUUUAGAAAUUAAGUUCCACUUGCCUAGCUAUUGUAGGGCUCUAUAUAAGUUUUUGAAGUUCCUUUUACAUCUUUUUCUCCCUAUAACAAAAACUAAAUAAAUGCAAAGGAGAAAAUAUAUCACCCCUGCUCCAUGCCUCUAUUAAUAUAGUGCAUAAAAAUAUUCAUUCAAUUUGCAUCUAUCCCAUAUGCUCAGGGCCUUCAUUUCCAGGAUUUAUAAGCCUGCAGUAACAGAGGACAUGCUUCUUGCUAACAUUCAUUGUCAAGAAAGAGCAAGUGCGAUCUUACAGCAAUGCGGCUGCAUUUUACAGUCAUUGAUUUUGAUUGCAACUAGAUUCUUGCAAUCCAUUAGUCUCCACAACAGCUCUCAAUAGAAAUUAAAACACAGGUUUAUGUCAUAAAAGCAACCAGAGCAAUUCAUUUAUGCUGUUAAUAUAAUAUAAGCUGCUGAAUAAGAACUGAAAAGGAACAAAUGAAUCAUAACUUCUAGGUUCCAUGUACUAUAUUUCAAUCACAUAUCUGUGAAAAUCAUAGCAGAAAGUA
This is a messenger RNA of Durio zibethinus, 2070 nucleotides long. NCBI's taxonomy places the organism in Eukaryota, Viridiplantae, Streptophyta, Magnoliopsida, Malvales, Malvaceae. The record is from RefSeq and is a predicted model, not a curated record.